Molecule: messenger RNA, 1733 nt
Organism: Lepisosteus oculatus (spotted gar)
Lineage: Eukaryota; Metazoa; Chordata; Actinopteri; Semionotiformes; Lepisosteidae
Product: V-type proton ATPase subunit d 2
Biological process (GO): vacuolar acidification; proton transmembrane transport; vacuolar transport
Cellular component (GO): plasma membrane proton-transporting V-type ATPase complex; proton-transporting V-type ATPase, V0 domain; lysosomal membrane
Molecular function (GO): proton-transporting ATPase activity, rotational mechanism
Source: RefSeq, a predicted model, not a curated record
GCAAGCAGACAGCCGCUAAAGCACUGUGGAUCAGUGAAGAAAACUACCCACUACAAGAUGACUGGUUGCUCAGAACUUAACUUCAAUGUGGACAGUGGGUAUCUGGAGGGCCUGGUCAGAGGAUUUAAGGCUGGAAUCCUAAAACAGGCAGAUUAUCAGAACCUGGCUCAGUGUGAGACUCUAGAAGAUUUGAAAUCGCACCUGCAAAGCACAGACUACGGCAACUUUCUAGCCAGUGAAAGUGGUGAGCUGACUGUGUCUGUGAUUGAUGACAAGCUGAAGAAAAGGUUGCUGACAGAGUUUUGCCACCUCAGAUCACAAUCCUUAGAACCGCUGUCCACCUUCCUCAGCUACAUCACCUACAGUUAUAUGAUCGACAACGUCAUUCUGCUCAUCACUGGCUCCCUGCGGCAGCGGUCAGUUUCAGAACUACUCCCAAAGUGCCAUCCUCUGGGCCAUUUUGAGCAGAUGGAAGCAGUCAGCAUUGCACAGAGCCCGGCUGAACUCUUCAAUGCGAUUUUGAUUGACACCCCUUUAGCUCAGUUUUUCCAAGACACUUUAUCGGAGAAUGACCUGGAUGAAAUGAAUGCUGAGAUUAUCAGAAACAAACUGUAUAAGUCUUAUUUAGAGUCAUUCUACAAGUUCUGUAGAGAGGAAGGCGGGGCAACACAAGACAUAAUGUGUCCCAUCCUAGAGUUUGAAGCUGACCGGAGGGCUUUUAUCAUCACAGUGAAUUCCUUUGGCACAGACCUCAGCCAGGAUGAGAGGAGGAAGUUGUACCCAUCCUGUGGGAAGCUCUAUCCCCAGGGUCUCAGCAUGCUGGCCAAAGCAGAGGACUACCAGCAAGUGAAAGCUGUGGCAGAUUACUUUGUUGAAUAUAAACUGAUUUUUGAGGGAUCCGAGCCAGGUUCUAUUGAGAAGACACUAGAGGACAAGUUCUUUGUGCAUGAAGUAAAGUUGAAUACCCUGGCUUUCUUGAACCAGUUCCACUUUGGGGUGUUCUACGCUUACGUGAAGUUGAAAGAACAAGAACACAGGAACAUCGUGUGGAUUGCAGAAUGCAUUGCACAGAGACAGAAAAGCAAGAUUCACAACUACAUCCCCAUUUUCUAAAUUAACAAACAGGACAGAAAGGCAACCAAUAGCUUAGCAAUUGUGUAUUAACCUACAGACAUCAAUAUAUUUAAUUUGUCUUUCACUGUGAACUUAAUAACACACUUUCAGAACAAGGAUAUACAAAAUGCAGCACAUAUUUUGUAGAUGGACAUAAUACAUAUACAAUACAAAUAGUGUGUUUAGAAUGUCCUUUUCAUUUAUUCCACUUUUUAUUUUAUAGACAACUUUAAACUUUCAAUUGUGUGUGGAGAAGCUGGAUGCAAAUUCUGUGAAUGCUUUUACUGUCCAUUUAAAUUUUUGCUGUACAUCCAAAAAUACGUGUUGGAGCUAUCUUAAUGGAACAUAAUAUAAAAUACCCGAGACAUUCAUUUUAAUAAAUGAACCGAGUUCAUCACAAACUCUGUUACACUGUAGUAGUGUUACACUGUAGAAAAACAUGGAAGACUCGUGUGUGGAGUGUUGCAUGUCUGUCCCAUGUUUGUUUAGGCUGUUAUUUAUCCUGAGCUGGGCUGGAUUCUGUCACUGUGGGGAAAAAAUGCAUUAUUAUGUAUAAAAAACAUUUUAUUUACAGUACUUAGUACUUAGUGUUGCACUGAGGUUGUGUUGAAAAGCAAAGA